CGUCGCGGCCACUUUACCGCGAGAAUGCCGAGUCCCGCGGGCGGCGCACGCGCAGACCUGUCACGCCGGCUCCUCAGACCCCGCCCUCCACUCGCGGAUGCUCGGGAUGUUUGGAGUUACCAUGGAGCUUCAGGAGGCCAGCGAACGCAGUUCGUCGCCCGGGCAACCGGUUCGGACAAAAUCUGUUCUAGGUGGCGGCGGCGGCGGCGAUUGCAGCUGCGAUGGUGUCCAACCCCGUGCACGGCCUGCCCUUUCUCCCGGGCAUGUCCUUUACGGACUCCACGGCAACUCUUUCUGGCUGGGAAGUUCCCUCUUGGAUGGGAUGACACAGAAAACAGCAUUUCAUAGAAGCCAGACACUGGACUACAGGAAUGGCUAUGCAAUUGCUCGACGUCCAACAGUUGGGAUAGGCGGGACCCGGCUCCAGGUCAACCAGUUGUCCCAGGCUGACCUUGAUGAGUUAGCUAGCAAGGCACCAGUUAUAACUUAUGGCCCGCCUAAGCCGGCCCCACCUGCAAGUUUUAUUCCUGCGCAUGUCGCUUUUGACAAAAAGGUACUGAAAUUUGAUGCCUAUUUCCAAGAAGAUGUUCCUAUGUCAACUGAGGAGCAUUAUAGGAUCCGUCAAGUGAACAUUUACUACUACCUAGAGGAUGACAGCAUGUCUGUGAUAGAGCCCAUUGUGGAAAACUCUGGGAUCCCUCAAGGCAAGUUAAUCAAACGCCAGCGGCUAGCCAAGAAUGACCAGGGAGACCAUUACCAUUGGAAAGAUCUAAAUCGAGGAAUCAACAUUACAAUUUAUGGCAAAACUUUCCGCAUUGUUGAAUGCGACCGAUUCACACAGGUAUUUUUGGAAAGUCAAGGAAUUGAAUUAAAUCCUCCUGAGAAGAUGGCUCUCGAUCCUUACACUGAACUCCGGAAACAGCCUCUUCGUAAGUAUGUCACCCCAUCGGACUUUGAUCAACUCAAGCAGUUUCUCACCUUUGACAAACAAGUUCUUCGAUUCUACGCAAUCUGGGAUGAUACAGACAGCAUGUUUGGUGAAUGUCGGAACUACAUCAUUCAUUACUAUCUUAUGGAUGAUACAGUAGACAUUCGAGAGGUCCAUGAACGGAAUGAUGGGCGAGAUCCCUUCCCACUCCUGAUGAAUCGCCAACGCAUGCCCAAGGUUUUGGUGAAGAAUGGAAAGAACUUCCCUCGGUGUGUGCUGGAAAUCUCUGAUCAAGAGGUGUUGGAAUGGUAUACUGCCAAAGACUUCAUCGUUGGGAAGCCACUCACUAUCCUCGGGAGAACAUUCUUCAUUUAUGAUUGUGACCCAUUUACUCGACAGUAUUACAAAGAAAAGUUUGGAAUCUCCGAUUUACCACGUAUUGAUGUGAGCAAGAAGGAACCACCUCCUGUAAAACAGGAAUUACCUCCCUAUAAUGGUUAUGGACUAGUUGAAGACUCUGCUCAGAAUUGCUUUGCUCUCAUUCCAAAAGCUCCGAAAAAAGAUGUUAUUAAAAUGCUAAUGCAUGAUAAAAAGGUGCUUCGUUAUUUGGCUGCGCUGGAAUCCCCCUUCCCAGAAGAUAAAGAUCGCAGAUUUGUCUUCUCUUAUUUUCUAGCCACCGACAUGAUCAGUAUCUUUGAGCCUCCCGUUCGCAAUUCUGGUAUCAUUGGGGGCAAGUACCUCGGCAGAACUAAAGUUGUCAAACCACAUUCUUCAAUGGAAAACCCCAUCUACUAUAGCCCUAGUGACUUCUUCAUUGGUGCUGUGAUUGAGGUGUUUGGCCACCGGUUUAUCAUCCUUGAUACGGACGACUAUGUUUUGAAAUAUAUGGAGAGCAAUGCUUCCCAGUAUUCACCCGAAGCACUCUUGUCAAUUCAGAACCGUAUUCGAAAGCAAGAAGCUCCUGCAGCAGAAUUGGAAACCAGCAAGCACGCUGAAGCGGAUCCCGCCGCGCAGGAACUGGAAGCGGUGAUAGACACAGUCCAGGGGCAACUGAAAGAUCACCCGUGCAAAGGCAGCAUUCGCGAGGCUUUCCAAACCUGGCACAAGGAUGCUUCGGGAUAUGUGGACAAAGAGACAUUCUUUAAAAUCUGUGACUCUCUUAAUGUACCAGUGGAUGAUUCCUUGAUUAAGGAGUUAAUCAGGAUGUGCUCUCACGGAGAAGACAAGAUUAACUACUAUGAGUUUGUUCGUGCUUUCUCAGACUGACCUGGCUGAUGAGAGAUGCAAUGCAAGUUUUUGAGGUUGGACCUACACUUUGAAAUAUACCUGGUACUCUUUGUAGAGGCAUUUACACCGCUGUUGAAAAAAAAAUUUUUGUGUGUGUUCUUAUAUUUCACUACUACUGAAAUCUAAAUUAAAUUGGAUCUUGUAGGAGCUAAGAUUGGUGCCUUAUUCAGGAAGGUAGGGGUGUUAAUUUUAUGUGUCAAGUUGACUGGGCCUUGGGGUGCCUAGACAUGGUCAAAUAGUACAUCUGGGUGUUUCUGGAUGAGGUUAAUAGUUGAAUUGGUAGACUGAGUAAAGGAGAUCGUCUUCUCCAAUGUGGAUGGGCCUCACCCAACUCGUCGAAGGCCUGAAUAGAACAAAAAGACUGACCCUUCCCCAAGUAAGAGUGAAUUCCCCCUGCCUGCCUUCAAACUGCGACACCAGCUUUUUCCCGCCUUCUGAUUCAAGCAGAAGCAUGGGCUCUUCCUGGGUCUUGAGCCUGCUGGCCUUCAGGCUGGAACUACACCAUCAGCUCUCCUGGGUCUCCAGCUUGCUAACUACAGAUCUCAGGACUUGUCAGCCUCCAUCAUCACAUGAGCC
Hipposideros armiger (great roundleaf bat) is the source of this 2791-nucleotide messenger RNA. It is a transcript of the gene EFHC1, whose product is annotated as EF-hand domain containing 1. The record is from RefSeq and is a predicted model, not a curated record. Bases 98 to 2194 code for a protein of 698 amino acids. NCBI's taxonomy places the organism in Eukaryota, Metazoa, Chordata, Mammalia, Chiroptera, Hipposideridae. The transcript is spliced from 12 exons. Gene Ontology annotation, cellular component: mitotic spindle; axoneme. Gene Ontology annotation, biological process: cilium-dependent cell motility; mitotic spindle organization; mitotic cytokinesis. Gene Ontology annotation, molecular function: alpha-tubulin binding.